Conger conger (European conger) is the source of this 1153-nucleotide messenger RNA. It is a transcript of the gene micos13, whose product is annotated as mitochondrial contact site and cristae organizing system subunit 13. The transcript has 4 exons. Gene Ontology annotation, biological process: cristae formation. The record is from RefSeq and is a predicted model, not a curated record. The coding region runs from base 169 to 504 and encodes 111 amino acids. NCBI's taxonomy places the organism in Eukaryota, Metazoa, Chordata, Actinopteri, Anguilliformes, Congridae. Gene Ontology annotation, cellular component: MICOS complex; mitochondrial crista junction.
AUUGUCAACCCCCUUAUAAUUACACAUUCGGUUGUCCUUGUCAAUGAAGCUUGGCUGUUUGGCUGUCUGACAUUACAACAUUCUGGCUGUACAACUCGCAAAUAUUUUACUAAUUGAGAGUAUUCAAACUCUAAAUUAGUGUUAGCUAGCUUUGUCUUCGUUCGUGACAUGGCGGCCAAGAUUCUCCCUGUAGUAAAGUUGGUCACUAAGGUGACUGUAGCGGGUGGAGCUCUGUAUGUAGCCUAUGACACGGGGCUUCUAGGAGGAAGUGAGGAAGGUUCAGUGGUCCUCACCAAAGCUAAAGCCGCUAUUCCCCCUGCCGUGGACGAGUGGAUGAAGUACUUUGGUUUGGAGCUUCCUGCUCCCCCUAAAAUUGAAUUCUCUCCCACUGAAUCAUGGAACUCAGGAGUGCAAAAAUCCAUAGCCGCUCUGUCGGUCGCGCCAACCAGAGUGUGCGAAGUCACCAAUCAAGGCAUCCAGUAUGUGAAAAAUAUUACCAAGUGAACCCCAACACCCCAAACUCAGAAGACAUCAGUGUAUCGAGUUUCCAUUUUGAAUGGGUGAAAAGGUUCUUCUCCACUAUCGUCAAAACUUCAGGAUAAAAAAGGCACAGGUGUCCUCAAAGGUUGGGAAGGAAAGAGAUUGUACGUUUGCCCUCACAUAAAGAUUCCUUGAUUGAUUUAGACACUUUGUAUUUCCCGUGAGAAAUGGAGCCUGGGUGUAAAUAAUGAGAAAUAUGCACUCGUCUGUCCAGCGACAACGCUUUUCUCCUGCUGAGGUCUGGGCAUGAGAAAAUCCAGCACUGAGCAUGCGGCUGUCUUGAAGAUAUUUACGGCUACAUACUGCUUGGGGGGUGAAAACAGCAAACGAACAAACCUAAGAGUGAAAGAGCAGGGCCUUGCAGGCAGACGAGGAUCGAUAUGUGUGACACACCUCACAGGGACGUUGCGUGCUUUUUAAGUGGAGUGCAUCGUUUGGUCAUCCUGUCAUAUUAUUUAUUUCUGAUAUUUUACUGGUUUUGGCUUGGAAUCUGUUCUUCGCCCUUGUACCAAUAACAUCUUUUAUACAGAAAAAAAAGCUGUAUUUUUUGUAUAUAACCAAAUUCCACCCUUUACCAGUUGACACGUUCAAAAAUAAAUAUCAUGCCAGACAA